This is a messenger RNA of Agrilus planipennis (emerald ash borer), 2070 nucleotides long. RefSeq names its product glucose-6-phosphate exchanger SLC37A2 (gene MFS16). Lineage: Eukaryota; Metazoa; Arthropoda; Insecta; Coleoptera; Buprestidae. The transcript has 9 exons. The record is from RefSeq and is a predicted model, not a curated record. Gene Ontology annotation, cellular component: membrane. The coding region runs from base 1 to 1395 and encodes 464 amino acids. Gene Ontology annotation, biological process: transmembrane transport. Gene Ontology annotation, molecular function: transmembrane transporter activity.
AUGAAUCUAAUUUUAUUUAUUUGUUUAUUUACUAACCAGUUAAUUCAAAUAUAUAUAACAUACAUUUUAGAUGGUUCUGAUGCACAAGCAUCCCAGUUGCUAGGCCAGCUCGACUCGGCGUUCCUGUUCGCCUAUGCCGCAGCAAUGUUCGUGUCUGGUUUUGUGGCAGAACGCGUUAAUUUACGAUAUUUUUUGGCAUUUGGCAUGCUAUUCUCCGGAACUUUCAGCUAUUUAUUCGGAAUUGCCAAGACUUACAACAUACACGACCUAUGGUAUUUUAUUAUUGUACAGGGUUUGGCUGGCAUCGUACAAACCACUGGUUGGCCCGGUGUUGUAACUGUGGUGGGAAAUUGGUUUGGGAAAAGCAAAAGAGGAUUAAUUUUUGGCAUUUGGAAUUCCCACACGAGUAUAGGGAACAUUUUAGGUUCAUUAGUGGCUGGUGCUUAUGUAGAAUACGACUGGUCUCUUUCUUUCAUCAUUCCAGGAUUAAUAAUGGGAGUUGCGGGUUUUAUAAUAUUUUUAUUUUUAGUUGCACAUCCGUCCGAUGUUGGUUGCAUUUCUCCCAACAACACAGACCGAAAGAAAUAUAAGCGUUUAAAAGACCAAACAACUGGCGGAGAUACAUCGCCAACGAGCAAUUCUGAAACAGAAGAAACUGAAAGUUUAAUUGAAGAACAGGAAGUUCAAAGGCGAAUUUCAGAACGUUCAUAUUUGCUACCGAAUAAUCAGAGUCGUUAUGGACAGCAAGCUAUAGGGUUUUUUGGUGCACUAAAAAUUCCUGGAGUAGUUGAAUUUUCCUUUUCUUUAUUUUUCGCAAAGUUAGUUAGCUACACAUUCCUCUAUUGGUUACCUUUAUAUGUACACGCAUCGACGACGAUGGGUGCCGCACUAAGUGCCGAUUUGUCCACCUUAUUUGAUGUCGGUGGAAUUGCUGGUGCAAUCGCUGCUGGGUUUUUGUCUGAUUGUACUAACAUGCCGGCUGCGACUUGUGCCGUAAUGCUAAUACUCGCAAUUCCAGGAAUGUUCGUUUACCAGCAUUUCGGUACGAUUCACAUCGGAUUAAAUGUAGUGUUGCUAAUAAUCGUUGGAUUUCUUGUUAACGGUCCUUAUGCCCUUAUAACAACGAGUGUUUCGGCCGAACUCGGUACACAUUCCAGUUUAGAAGGCAAUUCGAAAGCAUUGGCAACUGUCACUGCUAUUAUCGAUGGUACCGGAUCGAUAGGAGCUGCUGUUGGACCACUUUUGGCUGGUUACGUCCAGUCGCAGUAUAGUUGGCACAGUGUAUUCAUUAUGUUAAUGCUGUCGGACGUGUUUGCAUUAGUUCUUUUGUUAAGAUUGGUUAGGCGUGAACUGAGUUGGCUCAGACAGCGACGAAGAGAAGAGAGAAUUGAAUAGCAAUUGUAUUGCCAACAUUUCUGUCUAUUUAAGAACAAAAGAGCCACUUGUUGAACGUGUUUUUUGUUUUUGUUUUAAAGGGUCAGUUGUUAACAAUUAUCGAGUUAUAUCUUUAGUAAAUACUGCAGUGAACCAUACGGGAAUACGGGCGAUUCGAUUAGGAGAAAAAGGAUAGAUAGGCAUUUGAUGCGUGUAUCCCUAUUUUUGUUACCACUUUUUAAUGAGCUUAUCUGUUUUAGUACUGCUCACUAAACGCUCAGUGAAGUAUAAAACAUUCGAUCUAAAUACUUAAUACGUAAGUGUAGAACAAAAGUAAAAUAACAAGACUGCUUCUGUCCUUUCUAACGAUAUGAAUGUAGGGAGGGCCCACUCCAGUAUGUACUACAGCUCGAUGUUUUUUAAUAUACUUGUGUAUGUACUGUUCACAUUUAGGAAAUGUAAAUAGUUAUACAUUUUUAUAAUUGAAUUUUUUAAACGGAACCAUCAUUACUGUUAUGAAUAUUAUGCGAAUGUAUGUGUAGAGAUUGUGUUAUGUAGAAUUUUUAAACCCGUUUUCUUUUUACUUGUUAAAAAUUGCUGAUGAAUAUACCGGGACUGAUAAAAACUUGAUUUAGCAUUUUAUUAUGUAUUAUGUAUUUGCCAUUAUUUAAUUAUAUUAUAUACAUUUUUUAUUUA